Molecule: messenger RNA, 765 nt
Organism: Mycena citricolor
Lineage: Eukaryota; Fungi; Basidiomycota; Agaricomycetes; Agaricales; Mycenaceae
Source: the annotation of a GenBank genome assembly
AUGACGACCAAUCUCCCCGCUACCCCGAUUCUUCCCGAAGAGCAGAAGCUCACAACAGAUGGUGCCAACUGGGCGACCUUUAAGGAAGUGAUGAUCAGCAUGGCACGGGGAAGAGGAGUCGAAGGGUACCUGUUUGGGACGGUGGCUGAACCAGCUGGAUUCGUGGCUAACACUGGGAGCCUAGGGUUCUCCCCGUUGAACUCAACGAUGCCAUCGCCUGAUGAAUACUCCCUCCGUGACGGAUGGGUCGCCGCAAUGCUGUUUCAAAAUAUCAAGGACCCUCGAUCACACGAUCUUAAAGGAACAGAUUCGGCGCACCUGAUUUGGACCACGCUCGUUAGCAAGUUCAACAGAAGCACGGAGCUCCUGGUCGGGAUGAAGAUGGAACGUCUCCGUUCGCUAGAGCUCAAGGACCCCCGCUACCUUAUCUCCCACCUUGACGAACUCGUGAAACGACGCGCAGAGGUACACGAUAUCGGGGGAAGUGUCCCAGAUGCGCUGAUGUGCACCAUAAUCCUGUCGUCACUCCCAAAAGAAGAGUUUGGUCCAUUGUUAAUCACACUGCAAGUCCACACGGUCGUUGCACACCUGGUUCAGCACCUUCGCGAGUGGUGGGACCUCGUAUGGAAGAAGCAAGUGGAGGAGAGUGGGACAUCAGCAAGCACCCUUGCCGUAGCCGUGGGAGACUCACCUUGCGAAAACUGCGGUGUCCAAGGACACAAUCAACGUGUUUGUUGGGCGCAAGGGGGAGGGAAAGAAGGCUAG